This is a messenger RNA of Xyrichtys novacula (pearly razorfish), 882 nucleotides long. NCBI's taxonomy places the organism in Eukaryota, Metazoa, Chordata, Actinopteri, Labriformes, Labridae. The record is from the annotation of a GenBank genome assembly.
AUGGGAGGUGACCAUGGGCCCAGCAAAACGCCUUUGCCAGACUGGAAGCAGUGGAAGAUAGAGGGAACACCGCUGGAGUUCACACAGAAGAGGCUAGCAGCCAGAGGCCUCAAGGACCCAUGGGCGCGGUCAGUAUUUACACAUACAUUACGAGGGAUGCCAUGGUAUCAAAAAUUUCACAGUAUUGUGGGGAAAAAGUGUCUUGAUACUGUUGUGGACCUGUAGGGGAUUUCAAUUAGAUGUCUUCUAAGUAAAAAGUGUAGCUUUUGCAGCAGAGCAGAGUGGAGGGUAAUAGGAACCACAGAGACCAUCAUCCUUCUUGCCCUGCUCACUGCCUCAGCAAAAAUAGCUGAGACCAGUGUAGGUACCAGAUGUGCUGGCCAAGUUGGCCUACGUCUUUUAGCUGCUUUGACGGUUAUAUCAUUGGCUAUCGGCUUGCGUUAUAGGGUUUCACCGUGUGAUUGGCUGAAUGUUACCUGACUGCAUCUUCAAUGUUCACGUUACUAGCAUGUCAAGGACUUUGAACUAAUCUGACCAUGAAAUUACGCUAAACUACUUGAAAGCAGAGUGCGUUUUAGUCAUGAUGAGUGAGUGAACUUCACCAGAACUGUAUAAAUGUUGAUGUGAUCAUACUGUGAGAUUUCGAUACUUUUUCAUCCCUGUGCAUUACUCAUUGCUAAUAUGUAGCUCUUCCUCUAAAUGACCCUGAUUCAUGUAUUUUCUUCCUGUAGAAACGAGGCAUGGAGGUACAGUGGCAAAUUUGCUCGACCUGUGACUCUGCCUGAUGUGCUCCUUAGAGGAUUCAAGUGGGGCUUCGCUGCCUUUGCUGUUGCUCUGGCUGUAGAGUACGCCCUCUCCCCACCAAAGAAGGAUGGCCACUAA